Carcharodon carcharias (great white shark) is the source of this 1284-nucleotide messenger RNA. RefSeq names its product protein LYRIC-like. The coding region runs from base 111 to 1208 and encodes 365 amino acids. The record is from RefSeq and is a predicted model, not a curated record. Gene Ontology annotation, molecular function: transcription coregulator activity. Gene Ontology annotation, cellular component: nucleus. Gene Ontology annotation, biological process: negative regulation of apoptotic process; positive regulation of angiogenesis; regulation of transcription by RNA polymerase II. The transcript is spliced from 10 exons. Lineage: Eukaryota; Metazoa; Chordata; Chondrichthyes; Lamniformes; Lamnidae.
GCCGUGGUGGUGGUGGUGGUGGUGGCGCCGCCGCCGCCGCCGCCGCCGCUGUUUCUUCUGUCGCCGACGUCGCCGCCGCUGCCGCCAACCGGGCCCUGCCGAUCGGGCAGAUGCUGGAGGAGGAGCCCGCGGCUUGGAAGAAACGCGAAGAGCCGAAGAAGAAGAGGAGGAAAGAGAAAGGGAAGGAGCCAGUGAAUGGACACCCUCCCUUAUCAAAUGACAUACAGCUAAUUCCUGUGGAAGAAACAAAAGGUUCACUAGCUACAGAGAAGAAAUCUCUUAAGGCCAAGAAGAAAAAGCAGCGGUUAGAUGAGAGAUCAAAGGAGCCAAGUGUUUCAGGAAACAAAGAAAGAAAUGAGGAAGAAGCUGGGGACUGGGUUAUGAAAAUCAGCAAUCGGGAGAAACGUCAGUUGAGAAAGGAGCGUCAAAAGAAGAAGUGUGACACAACAGGUUUCUUUGAUCCUAGUUUUCCACUUUAUUCUGAUGGAAGUAGGACUGCUUCAAGAACAGCUAAGGACAACAGGGGUUCAGAUGAUCAAGAAGAGACCAUGGCAUGGAGUGCUCCACCUGAUUCUCUAGGUGAUACAGUGUGCAGCUGGAAUGAGGCAACUGACAAAGCCAGCGCUUGGACAGCGGGAGGAGAUGCGAACUCUAUGUCCUGGGGACCCUCGGAGAAACCAAUGGCUACCUCAGGUUGGGGAGUAACAGCCAAGGACUUGAGCUGCAGUGGAGUCGACUGGGAUACUGCAGAUUCUGCUGAGCAGGACAUCUUCGCCAAUAUAGGAACAUGGGACAACAAGACGGGCGUGAGAAAACCUCCUGUGACCUUUGGAGCAUUUCCUGAUCCUCCCGAAGCAAUUACUCAAGACAAUACAUCAUCUCAAGAUAGUCCAUCAAGGUGUUACCUGAGUGCCUCAUUGUCGUCUCAUACAAUUGAUGAAGCAUGGCUUGGACUAGAUGACCCCUUUGCCGUUGACCUUAACUCAGAUUGGAGCCCACCAACAGAGGAAUGGGGCAACUGGACAGGAGAGGAAAUGUUAACAGCCCAGGAAGUAGGAAAAGAGAAGCUGAAGGUGUCCGAUGAUGAGGAAGAAAAAUCUCAGGUGAGCUCUGCAGGCAGUGGGAAGUCAAAACGAAAGAAGAAAAAGAAGAAGAGCAAGCAAUCGGAGGAUUCCGUUGGCAGCGAGGAGCAUGUAAACAGUUCAUGAUCUCCUUACACCUGGCUUGUCCAACCUUUUCGCUUGGGACACGGGAAAUGGAACAUUUCCAUUUUUUUCCCCCCUC